Ectocarpus siliculosus is the source of this 1899-nucleotide messenger RNA. The record is from the annotation of a GenBank genome assembly. Lineage: Eukaryota; Phaeophyceae; Ectocarpales; Ectocarpaceae.
AUGUCUUCAACUGACGAACCAACGCCCGAAGAACCAAGCACCCCGAAGAAGAAGAAGAAGAAGGUCGUGGUGGUCGGAGGCGGGUGGGCGGGUUUCGGGGCCGCCAAGGCGUUGACGGAGGCGGGGGAGGGGAGCUACGAGGUCACCCUUCUCGACGCCAGCCCUAACCCGGGAGGUCUCUCGGCCGGGUGGCGAACGGCGGGAGGACGCGCUGUGGAGGCCGGGAUCAAGGGGUUCUGGUGGUCUUACCCCAACAUCUACGACCUAGUGGAGAGGGAGCUCAAGAUUGAGAAUCCCUUCACGGACUGGACGAGAAGCAGCUUCUUCUCACCUGAUGGCUUGCAGGUGGAGGCUCCCGUGCUCAACCGUGAGCAGAGCUACCCUUCCCCCCUGGGCCUGUUCCUGCACACGAGGGCGCUCUUCACGUCGCUCCCGUUGGCCGACCGGGCGUCGAUGAUCCCCCUGCUGUACGCCAUCCUGGACUUCGAGCGCGACGAGGACACGUACCGCGAGUACGACAAGAUGACCGCCAGGGAGCUGUUCCGCCGGUUCGGGGUUUCCAAGAGGCUGUACGAAGAGUUCCUGAAGCCCAUCCUGCUGGUCGGUCUGUUCGCGCCUCCCGAGGAGCUCUCGGCGGGAGUCGUCUUGGGCAUGCUCUACUUCUACGUGCUCGCCCACCAGCCCGACUUCGACGUGCGGUGGUGCACCGGUUCUGUCACUGAGAAGAUCUUCGCCCCAAUGGUGGACAAGAUAAAGGGAAACGGCGGCGAAAUCCGCGGAGGCAUGUUCGUAACCGACGUGGAGGUGGGCGACGACAAGAAGGUGACAUCGGUGCUGGCGAAGAACGCCGAAGGAGAGACGGUGUCUUUCGAGGCGGAUGCCGUGGUCAUGUGCGUCAGCGUACAGGGCGUGAAGAAGCUGCUCUCGUCGUGCACGGGGCUGUCAGCGGCGAGACCCGAUCUCCGGCGAGCGAUGUCGCUCAGGAGCGUCGACGUCAUGGCGACGCGCCUCUGGUUCGACCGAAAGGUGACCGUGAAGAACCCGUCUAACGUGAUCGCCGGCUUCGAGGACUCGGUAGGCGGGACGUUCUUCCACCUCAACGACAUGCAGGACGAGUACCGGGAGAGCGAGGGCAGCGUCGUGGCGUCGGACUUCUACCACGCCUCGGAGCUGCUGCCCCUGUCGGACGAGCAGAUCGUCGAGCGGGUCCACAAGACCUACCUCUCCACCUGUGUGCCAGAGUUCAGGGACUGCAAGGUGAUUGACAGCUGGGUCGGGCGGUUUCCUCAGGCGGUGACGUGUUUCAGCCCGGGGUCGUACGUCAAUCGUCCCCUCCAAGCGGUGCGGGGCUCGAAUGUAUUCGUCGCCGGAGACUGGGUCAAGGGGGUCGAUCACGGAGCCAACGGACUCAGUCAGGAGAGGGCGUACGUGACGGGCCUGACGGCCGCCAACUACGUCAUGGAUUCUUUCCCCGGAGUGGAGGCUCGAAGAUCCCCUGUCCUCCAAACGGAGCCGGACGAGCCGCAGGUUGCGGCGGGGAAGCGCUCGAACAAGAGCGUGAGGGGGGCCUUGAGGAGACUCGGGUUGCCCGACCCCAUCCUUGAUUUCACGGUGUUCCCCAAGUUCUUCCCGUGACCUGUGCUUUCUUUUUUUUUGUCUAGAUUUCCGCCCUCCCCGAAAGCGUCGCCGCGCGUGUUGUAGUCGGUACAAUCUACUGUAGUUUCAUUUUUAUCACAUUUUUUCUGAUCUUUUUUAGCUUGUUGUCGAUAGACGGUUGGUGUUGGUCACGACAGGGGGACCUCGAUUGGCAAUCAUCGCCCACGUUGCGACCGCGGGGAGGUUGACCUUUGCCUUCUGAGGAUGAAGGGAAAGACUGGAUAGAAAUCAGGUCCGUUUUUC